UGACUUUCAUGAGCUCAGAUGCUCAAUUGAGUUCAGCAUUGUGUCUUACCACCAAAUCAGCCCUGUGGCUCUCCCUGGACAAAGCAUAGUCCUUCUUAUGUCAACAAUAGCUGAAGAUGGGGCUCUCACCCUCACUGGGACAGAUACCACUUCUACAUGGCAAAGGACACAGUCUUCUUCAACUACUAUAACCUCAUCUAAGGUUACCCCCAUGACCAAGAACAUGACAUCAGUUUCCCCCAGGACUAACUCCACGAGUCUAAUUUCCAGCACAAAAAUCACAGACAUUGUUCCCUUUCCCCCUAUGUUCGCUCUUAGCCAUGAGCUCCUAAAUUCAGUGGUAGAGAAUAACACAGAUGCCCCACUGACCACUCCAAAAUCUCCAGUGCUCUCAGACACUCAUCCUAGAAGCUCAUUGGUCACCUCUGCUGACUCAGCUCAUGGUGAGCGACAUGACAUCUUAGAAAAAGACUCAGAACUUUCCCUGACCACUUUAACCUCAGAGAUCAGAGAAAAUACUGUUACAGCAAAAGUGAUAGAAGGUAGCACUUUAGCUCCUCCAAGGAUCAACAUAGGAGCUGAGGAAAGACCAUCCAUUCCUGUUACUACAAAUCUAGGAGACAUUCCACAACGUUCUGAGGCUGUGACUCCCAGAGACACAAGCCCUUCCUCCCUGUGGCCAGCAGUGACCACAGCGACUCCUUUUGAUAUUGGUUCAAGUCUUGAUGAUGUGACCCAGGCUGAGCUGUCUGAAAUUCAAAGCCCACUGAUCAUCACUGAAGUCCCACAGAAGAGUGAGGCAGGAUUCCCAUUGAAUAUUCAAAGUCAAAGUAUAUCUACUCUGGAGGCCAGUGAUACAGUAGGCACUGCUCCUACUGUGACCUUUGUCUCUCCACUACCAAAUGUCACUGCUUCUAGCAGCAUGGAUGUAGAUGCAGAAAUGAUGUCAAAAUUUGCUCCCUGGACAGCCAGCUCCUCAUCACAAGUAGAAGCCAGUUCUCCCAAUCUGGUUGUCACCACAGGAGAUGGACCCUCACUAGGAACAGAACCUCACACUCCCAUUCAUGAAUCUCUGAGUCCAAGGCCAGGCUUAAGUACCCCCAUGAACUGGACAAACACAGCUUCCCUUGAGAUUGCUACUUCAUUGGAGGACCCAGGGCCAGCUGGCUUGACUCCAGAGACUGAGAGAAACCCAGAGGAAACACCAACUCCACCUAUCACCCUGCCUCCAGCCAGCACACAGGAAUUUCGCACAACAGCAUCUCCCAGUCCUCCUGACACAACCACAGAGGGCAGCAAUGUCAAGGCAGGGACAGCCUCUGAUUCUUAUCCAGUGCCUUCCUCUUCCAGCCUCUUCCCAAGAGGUGAUGCUGGUGUGGAGCCAGUCACACAUUCCCAAAGCCAUGGAGCACCAGGAACCACAGUAGCACUGAUAAGGAGCCCCCUGACCCCUGUGUCUACUAUUAUGCCCACAGCAUCAGAGAGCUCCUACUUGAAGGUUUUCAACCUCAAAUUCACCAUCCUCAACCUGUUCUACAUAAAAGACAUGGGUCAAAGGGGCUCCAGCAAAUUCAACUCCAUUGAGGAUGGCCUGCAACCCCUGAUCAACUCCUUGUUUAGAAAAAACAGCUUUGGCUCUCACUAUUUUGGAUGCAGGCUGACUUUGUUAAGAUCUAUGAAGAAUAGGACAGCAACAGGAGUGGAUGUCGAUUGUGCUUACCAUGAAGAUUACUCCAUCCCUGUCCUGGACAGAGAGAAGAUUUACUGGGAGCUGAGUGAACAGACCCAUGGAAUAACAAGACUGGGUCCCUACAUGAUAGAUAAUGAAAGCCUCUAUGUGGAUGGUUACAAUCAUUUGGCCGUGGCCCCCACCAAAAUGCCACCAGACCCAGCAGUAGCACCUGGUUGUCCCCUGUGGGCCACAGAGCCUGGAGGCUCCCAAGCUGCCAGCUUAAGCUUCCAGUCUUUCACCACCAUUCCCAAGGUGCUGUACACAGAAGAUAUGCAUCUUUCUGGAUCUGACAAGUUCAACUCCACCAACAGAAUCCUGCAGCGACUUAUGAAGAAUGGCUCAGAAUCUGGAGUGAGUGACCUGUGCACACAUAGGAGAAACCCCAGAAGCUCUGACGGGAACCAAGAAAAGGUUCACUGGGAGCUGAGCAACAAGAAAAAGCACAUCACUAAGCUGGGGUUAUCCUCCUCCCUUGAAAAGGGACAGUCUACUCAAUGCUGAGCAGCACAACAGAAUCCCUUGCCUUUUCCUCUAUCCCCAUGCUAUUUUGACCCCCUCCUCCUAAAUUUCCAUUCUGAUUCUAAACUUAUUAAUCUGUCAAAGAAUCAUUAUUUCUCAAUAACAUUUUAUUAUACCAACCAUGGAAAAUAAACCCUGCCCCUAUCUACUUUCCAUGGAUUUCUUUCA
This is a messenger RNA of Monodelphis domestica (gray short-tailed opossum), 2419 nucleotides long. RefSeq lists its product as uncharacterized. Lineage: Eukaryota; Metazoa; Chordata; Mammalia; Didelphimorphia; Didelphidae. The record is from RefSeq and is a predicted model, not a curated record.